Messenger RNA from Drosophila kikkawai, 493 nucleotides. RefSeq names its product protein Turandot M-like. The record is from RefSeq and is a predicted model, not a curated record. Lineage: Eukaryota; Metazoa; Arthropoda; Insecta; Diptera; Drosophilidae. Gene Ontology annotation, biological process: immune system process.
AUUCAAUCGGUAACUGCAACCUCAAUAUGAAUCCUACAAUUUCCCUAAGCUGCCUGGUGGUCAUCAUCGGAAGUCUUCUAUGGACAGCCAGUGCCGACUUUGACUCGGAUAGGCAACGUGUGAUCGAGUACUUCAAAAAUGCUGAUCCUAGUUCCGUCUCGGAUAGCCAAGUCCUCUUUCUAGUUGAAUUUUUGGCCAAACACAUUAAUGAUAUUGAGUUGACAGCCGAACAACGGUCCAAAGCUGAGGAUAUAGUGAAGCAGUACAAUGAAGACAAGUCCAAACGCUUGGUGGAAGGUGCGCCGGCUCAAGGCGGUUGGAUUACAAAACUUGUAAGGGUGAUCAUUGUACAACUGGGCAUCGAGCUUGCUUCCGAGGGAGUUAAGAAAGCAACGAAAUCUUAAGACUAGAGAUAUUCUCAAGUGUUUUUGAAACAUACUUAUGUUCUAAGGACAAUGCGGUCCCAAUAAAUUAAAAUUGGCAUACAAAUGUA